AUGCCGGGAAGUGUGUUCAGCCUGGCGGGCGGCGAGCGCGAGGCACGCCGGGAGCAGCGCGAGGAGGCGGAGGCGGCGGCGGGCGGCGAGGAGGCCGCCGUGGCGCUGGGCGCCGAGCACAGGAGCCGGGAGCAGCUCAUCAGCGACCGCAUCGGCUACAAGCCGCAGCCCAAGGCGGGCGGCCGCGCCGCGCACUUCGGCACCUUCGAGUUCUAGCGGCGGCGCCCGCCGCUCCCCGCGCCGCCUUUUAAAUAAACGUGUCGCGUUGCAAAGGCGCGCGAGCCGCCGUGGCCGGCGCGGGAGCAGGAGCGAGCGGGUGAGGCC
This is a messenger RNA of Nothoprocta perdicaria, 324 nucleotides long. RefSeq names its product cell division cycle 26 (gene CDC26). NCBI's taxonomy places the organism in Eukaryota, Metazoa, Chordata, Aves, Tinamiformes, Tinamidae. Bases 1 to 216 code for a protein of 71 amino acids. The record is from RefSeq and is a predicted model, not a curated record. The transcript has 2 exons.